Molecule: messenger RNA, 1691 nt
Organism: Amoebophrya sp. A120
Lineage: Eukaryota; Dinophyceae; Syndiniales; Amoebophryaceae
Source: the annotation of a GenBank genome assembly
CCCAAGUUAUCUUUUGUUGUCGUGUGAGCAGCUUUUACCGGGAAUACGAACAAGAAACACGCAACAAGGCGCAGCAGGCUCUACUAGUUGUAAGCCAUUUUUAGGUACCAUCAAGUCGUUGAACCUGUGUGCCCACCGUCAAGAGUUCUUCUUGCACAACGAUAUCGUCGACCAUGUUCGUUCCUGGAGCUGCAACAGCUUCAGGCUCAGCUCCUGCGGGUUCUCACCAGAGCCGCAAUAUUUCCGGCUUCGAGCAGCGCACAACUGCCAACGUUGACGUCCAAGUCGAAGGUCAACCAGCACAACCGUCCGACUACUCCGACCACAGGGAAUUUGACAGCUUCUACUCCGAGGACGAUGAUGAUGAAGACCACUUCUAUGAGCUACUUGAGGCUGAGCUACUAAGCAACCGCUUUCCCCUUGGGCAAGGCUUGACGGUGAAUGUGGGUGCUGCCGCUCUACGCAAGAGGUUCAUGGGGAAUAUGAUCGGACCCGCUGCUUCUGCAGCCUCUCGGGCGGGGGCACAUGGAGUCCUCAAUGCCGGCGAAGAUGGUCGUGUCCUCCACCGAAGAGGAUCUUCAUGUCCAAGUGCUGACUCCGCGGAACAAGAACUCGAGCUACAACAAGCCGGAGAAGAAGAUGUUGGCACUUAUGAUGAUGUUCUCUCUACUCCUGCCGCCGCAUUUGCCUUAAUCGGUCAGCCCCCCGCCCAGAUCGUGAACGCGAUGAGCACCCCGUCCGGACUGCUGCACCCAGCAGCCGCACUGGGUGGUGGAGCCUCGGGAGGUCAUCUGAAUGCGGCCCAGCACCUGCUCCCAGGCGGACUGCAGUUUGGCGGAUUUGGCGCACACCCCACUGCUGCUGGAAUGAAUUUAUUCCAAGUACACCCGAAUCUGUCCGAGGAGCAGCUGCUGGAGCAUGAGGAGCAGGAGUUUGCGCGCAGGUUGGAGGAACUGCGAAGGCAGCGACCCGCUUUCUUGCCCAUCGGGAUGGUCAGCUUAUCCUGUGCAAAAGUAUCGUACUCGUAUAAAUGCAUUACAAAUUUUCUCAGCAUGAGAAAUAAAAUUUGCAAUGCUGAUUUGCCUUGACAAAGAAAUCCUGCAUUUAUACUUUUGCACAGCAUACAGCUUCGAGGACGACAACGCGUUCCUGGAGGAAGAGGCGGAGGACGGCGUGGACGAGGAGGAUGAGGAGGAAGAAGGCGGUGGUGGUGCAGCUGCAGGAGACAAUGGUAAUGCAGGCGAUGUGGACAUGGAAGAUAUAAGUGCCGAAGUCGCGGGGGCAGGAGCUUCAUCCCAGCAGGCACAGGCUGCCGGGCUUGCAAGCCCCGACGAGGACCUGAUUGGCGUCGACGCGGCAGCGGCUGCGCAGCAGGCUAGUAGUAGCCAAGCUGCUGCCAGUGCUCCACCGCACCAAUCCCAUCAACCAGCACCACAAGCUGGUAACGCUUCAGGAUCGUCCUCGGGAGCAGGGGAUAGAAACUCCAUGAUGACUCCGGGCGGCCCGAAUCUCGGGGCGGGUAGCCCAGUGAAUAUUUUUACUUGAUGAAGCACGCACCAGAAUAAAGGGAGUAGUGAUGUUUGUUCUGUUUGUGUUUGAUGUGUUACUGUUGUCACGCGGAUCAUCAACAUCAUCAUUGUUAUUUGUGUGCACUGGAAAGACAGAAGCAGAACGCAUCAGAAAGAUCCAGC